Messenger RNA from Cololabis saira (Pacific saury), 4941 nucleotides. RefSeq names its product DNA (cytosine-5-)-methyltransferase 1 (gene dnmt1). Gene Ontology annotation, cellular component: nucleus. The record is from RefSeq and is a predicted model, not a curated record. Gene Ontology annotation, molecular function: zinc ion binding; chromatin binding; DNA (cytosine-5-)-methyltransferase activity. The coding region runs from base 181 to 4692 and encodes 1503 amino acids. NCBI's taxonomy places the organism in Eukaryota, Metazoa, Chordata, Actinopteri, Beloniformes, Belonidae. The transcript is spliced from 34 exons.
GGUUUCCGCGCGAAAAGACGGCCCGCGCUCCCGAACCCGCUCAUAGCAUCCCGGUCCGGCAGCAGCUCGACACAGCAGCUCCCGCUCAGCUCAUGACAGGGCGCCCGAACUUUGUUUUAACCUGCUUUUAAACCCAGUUGUUUUGUGUGUGUGUGUCACGUUUUUAGUUAGCCGUUCACAAUGCCAUCCAGGACGUCUCUGUGUCUGCCAGACGAUGUCAAGAAAAGGCUGCAGAUGCUGGAGGAGGAUGGCUCUUCAGAGGAGGAUCAAGUGAAAGAGAAGCUCAAGUUGGUGCAGGACUUCCUGCAUGAUGAUGCUCAGGAUCAACUGUCCAGCCUCGAGAAAAAAAUGAAAAGUUCAGAGAUCUCAGUGGAGGUCUACAUCUCAAAAGUGAAGACCUUGUUGGGUAAAGAACUUCAUCUCGAAAAUGGUUCACAUCUCGAUGACGUGGAACAGAAUGGAAAAGCGAAUGGCUUCAGUAAUGGCUCCCAUAAAGACGAGCAGGAUGAUGUAGCCAUGGGCACACAGGAAGAUGAAGAUGCUUCUGUUAAGUCGCCAACUGCUUCCAAAGGGAAGGGUGGGCGAAGAAGCAAGGGGAACACUGAGACUAAAAAAUCUCCAGCCAGCACUAGAGUUACAAGAAACAGUGGGAAACAGCCAACCAUCUUGUCAAUGUUCUCUAAAGUUCAAAAACGCAAGUCUGACGAGUUGACUGAAGAAGCUGCCAAUGGAAAAGAUGAGGUGAAGAAAGAAGAAGAGGAGGUCGAAGAGUCUCGGGAGGAGAAGCGUCUCAAAGUGGAAUCGGAUGCUAAAACUGUUCCGGAGGAGGACAAGAGUGAGGCCGUUAAACCAGUCGCUGCUGCAAAGACGGCACCCCCCAAAUGUACAGCUUGCAGACAGUACUUGGAUGACUCAGACCUGAAGUUCUUUCAAGGGGAUCCAGAUAACGCUCUUGAUGAACCAGAAAUGUUAACAGAUGAGCGUCUCUCACUGUUUGACUCAAAUGAAGAUGGAUUUGAGAGCUACGAUGAUCUGCCGCAGCACAAGAUCACACAUUUCAGCGUGUAUGAUAAACAUGGUCAUCUCUGUCCUUUCGACUCUGGACUGAUUGAGAAGAAUGUGGAGCUUUAUUUCAGCUGUGUUGUUAAACCCAUCUAUGAUGACAAUCCUUCCUUUGAUGGUGGGGUUCCUGCCAAAAAGCUUGGACCAAUCAAUGCCUGGUGGAUCACUGGCUUUGAUGGAGGCGAAAAAGCUCUCAUUGGUUUCACUACAGCUUUUGCAGAUUACAUCCUGAUGCACCCCAGUGAGGAAUAUGCUCCUAUUUUUGCACUGAUGCAGGAGAAAAUCUAUAUGAGCAAGAUAGUGGUUGAAUUCCUUCAGAAAAAUCCUGAUGUUUCAUAUGAGGACCUUCUCAAUAAAAUUGAGACAACUGUUCCUCCUGCAGGACUAAACUUUAACUGCUUCACCGAAGACACGCUGCUGCGCCAUGCCCAGUUUGUAGUAGAGCAGGUGGAAAGCUAUGAUGAGGCUGGCGACUCAGAUGAGAAUCCCAUCAUUGUUACUCCCUGCAUGAGGGACCUAAUCAAACUUGCAGGAGUCACGCUGGGAAAAAGGAGAGCUGCCAGACGACAGGCUAUCCGCCACCCAACAAAGAUAGAGAAGGACAGUAAGGGACCAACUAAAGCAACUACAACCAAGCUGGUCUAUCAGAUCUUCGAUACCUUCUUCUCCGACCAGAUUGAGCAGGAUGAUAAGGAUGGUGGAAUCAAAAGACAGCGCUGUGGUGUCUGUGAGGUUUGCCAAUCUGCUGACUGUGGCAAGUGUACAGCUUGCAAAGACAUGAUCAAAUUUGGUGGAAGUGGCAAAAGCAAGCAAGCUUGCAAACAAAGAAGAUGCCCAAACCUUGCUGUGAAAGAGGCCGAAGAUGAUGAAAAUGUUGUGGAAGAUGUUCCAGAGGAGAAAACCAAAAAAAUUGCUCCUACCAAAAGAAAGAAGCAGAACAAGUGCAAACUUUCCUGGAUUGGAGAGCCUGUUCAGUCUGAGGGGAAGAAGCAUUUCUACCAGAAAGUCUCUGUGAAUGAAGAAGUGGUGGAAGUGGGUGACUGUGUCUCGGUUUCAUCAGAGGAUCCAUCUAUUCCUCUGUAUCUGGCAAGGAUCACUGCUCUGUGGGAGGACAACAAUGGAAAGAUGUUCCAUGCCCACUGGUUCCUUCGUGGGACUCACACAGUUCUUGGAGAGUCCUCGGAUCCACUGGAGCUCGUCAUAGUGGAUGAAUGUGAGGACAUGCUGCUCAAUUACGUUGAUGGAAAAGUGAACGUUAUGUACAAGGCUCCUUCUGACAACUGGUUCAUGGAGGGUGGAGUGGAUGACGACCUCAAAGUGAUUGAGGACGAUGGUAAAAGUUUUUUCUAUCAGUUCUGUUAUGAUACAGACUAUGCCCGAUUUGAGACUCCUCCUAAGACUUCUACACCAGAAGAACAGAAGCACAGGUUCUGUGCCAGCUGUUGUCGCACUAAAGAGAGAGAGAAGCGGGAAGCACCUCACGCAUUUGAACCCCUGGAAAAUCAGGACAAUGACAGCAAAGCUCUUUAUGCUUUGGCCUGCUUUAAGGGACAACAGUUCAGGGUAGGAAACAGUGUCUACCUGCCCCCUGAAGCGUUUCAUUUUACAGUGAAGCCAGCAAGUCCAGUGAAGCGCUCUCACAGGAAAGAGGAUGUGGAUGAAGAUCUGUAUCCGGAGUAUUACAGGAAGUCCUCAGACUACAUUAAGGGAUCCAACCUUAACGCUCCAGAACCUUUCCGUGUCGGACGCAUCAAGGAGAUCUUCUGCCACCGACGUAGUAACGGGAGACCUGACUCUACCGAGGUCAAACUGCGACUCUACAAGUUCUACAGGCCUGAAAACACCCACAAAGGUGUCAAAGCCAGUUACCACACAGACAUAAACCAGCUGUACUGGAGCGAUGAAGAAGUGACCGUCAGCAUGUCUGAGGUUCUCGGUCGCUGUCAAGUAGAAUAUGCUGAAGACCUGAUUGAAUCCGUCCAGGACUACUCCAGUGGCGGACCAGACCGCUUCUACUUCCUUGAGGCUUACAAUGCAAAAUCAAAAAGCUAUGAAGAUCCUCCUAAUCACGCUCGCUCUGCUGUUAAUAAAGGCAAAGGAAAGGGUAAAGGAAAAGGUAAAGGCAAAGGAAAGGCUGCACAGGAAUCGCAGGACUCAAACCUUGAACCCCAGGAGCCCAAAGUGCCUAAAUAUCGCACACUUGAUGUGUUCUCUGGCUGCGGUGGACUUUCUGAGGGCUUCCACCAGGCUGGUGUCUCUGAGACUGAAUGGGCUAUAGAGAUGUGGGAGCCUGCAGCGCAGGCCUUCAGACUCAACAACCCAGGCACCACUGUGUUCACAGAGGACUGCAAUGUCUUACUGAAGCUGGUCAUGUCUGGAGAGAAGACGAAUUCUCUUGGCCAGAAGCUGCCUCAGAAAGGAGACGUUGAGAUGUUGUGCGGAGGACCUCCAUGUCAAGGUUUCAGUGGGAUGAACCGCUUCAACUCCCGCACCUAUUCCAAAUUCAAAAACUCCCUUGUGGUCUCCUAUCUCAGUUAUUGUGAUUACUACAGACCCAAGUUUUUCCUGCUUGAGAAUGUGAGGAACUUUGUGUCAUUCAAAAACUCCAUGGUCCUGAAGCUGACUUUGCGCUGUCUCGUGCGAAUGGGUUACCAGUGUACCUUUGGUGUCCUUCAGGCCGGUCAGUAUGGUGUCGCCCAGACCCGCCGUAGGGCAAUCAUCCUGGCUGUUGCUCCGGGAGAGAAGCUGCCCCGCUACCCUGAACCUCUGCACGUGUUUGCCCCCAGAGCUUGCUCACUGAACGUGGUUGUGGAUGAAAAGAAAUACGUCAGUAAUGUUACACGAGGCAAUGGUGGAAUCUACAGAACCAUCACGGUUAGAGACACCAUGUCUGAUCUGCCAGAGAUUCGCAAUGGUGCAAAUGGACUGGAGAUUUCCUACAAUGGGGAGCCUCAGUCCUGGUUCCAGAGGCAGAUCCGAGGCACACAGUAUCAGCCCAUCCUCAGAGACCACAUCUGCAAGGACAUGAGUGCUCUGGUUGAGGGUCGCAUGCGCCACAUCCCCUUGGCUCCGGGCUCUGACUGGAGAGAUCUGCCCAACCUGGAGGUUCGCCUGAGAGAUGGCACCAUGACUAAGAAACUGCGCUACUCGCACCACGAUAAAAAGAACGGCCGCAGCAGCACUGGUGCCCUCAGGGGCGUCUGCACCUGCUCUGGAGGAAAGCCUUGUGACGCAGCGGACAGACAGUUUAACACCCUGAUCCCCUGGUGUCUGCCCCACACCGGAAACCGCCACAAUCACUGGGCUGGACUGUAUGGCAGACUGGAGUGGGAUGGCUUUUUCAGCACAACUGUCACUAAUCCUGAACCUAUGGGCAAACAGGGCCGAGUUCUGCAUCCUGAGCAGCACAGAGUGGUCAGUGUGAGGGAAUGUGCACGCUCACAGGGAUUCCCCGACACCUACCGCUUCUUUGGGAACAUCCUGGACAAACACAGACAGGUUGGAAAUGCCGUUCCUCCUCCACUCUCCAGAGCGAUCGGGAUGGAGAUUAAAAAGUGCGUCUUGGAGACAAUGAAGGAAAAACAGGCAACAGAGAACAUCAAACAAGAGAAGAUGGAAGUUUCUGAUUAAUUGCCUGUUCUUUCCACCAAUAAUCAGUUCUACACAUCCUGAUAUGGAUUUUGGCCCAUUUCUUUUAUUAAGAUGGAUUUUCAACCGGGUCACUAAGUGGCCACUAUUGGUGUUCAAUGUAGUAAUCAUUCCAUGUAGUUUUACCUGUGGUUUUAAUCAUGUUAUUAAAUGCUGUUAUUAAAUGUUUAAUGUGGGAUAAAUUGUAUGUAGUUUUUAUAUGUAAAAUUUCAAAUAAAGCUCUUAUCAAAU